AUGGCCCAAAAUACUGACCAGAUUUCGCAGGAGUUGAGGACAUCCGGCUAUCGAUUCGACGUGUUGAGGUCGCGUCUCACCCAAAACACCGCCUGGCUCCACAGCAAGUACCCGCCGACAUACUCCGACCGCCAGUGGGAGUCGGCGAUCGGAGUCGUUGAACGCAUUGUCGACAAGGACGCACGCUACGUCAACGCACAUUACUACAUCGCUAUACCGCCAUCAGGGGACGAUCCUCUUCACCCACCGUUCUUGAUCUCUCCCCGGCUCAAUCCGCACCCAACCGGAAUCUACGACUUCAUCGAUUUCACCCUCGCGAGUUUCCUCAAGUCAAUUACCCACGAAGAAAUGCACUCGCAAUCCAAGAAGUGGGUCGCUCCAGGUGUUAAGAAGCAGGAGCGUAUACGCCGCACCAAUUUCGCGAGAAGCAAAGUCUGCAAGGAUUCGGUCGCCUGGCCACGCGACUACGACGUCGAGGAGCAUCGUGCCCUGUACGCCGACGAUGUCCGCAAGCAGAUGCAGAAGAAGGGAGAAAGGCGCGUGAAGGAGUUGAGAGACCGGGAGCGUCUUGGUCUACCAGAGUUCCCUGACGCGGUCAAGCCAGCUAUGGGAGGCAAGGAGUUGGGAAACAACCGCUCGGCCGUCCUAUCCCAGGAGACGGUGUUCACGAAAGAGUUCGAGAAGGAUCGCCGCGACCGUGACUUCUUCCAGCAUCCGGAGAGAGUGUACAAGGACGUCGCAGACUGGCCAUGCCGCGAGGAGGCGAAGUACGAAGGCGACGACCGGAUCUCAACUGAGCGCAUCCACGGUCGUUUCCUGGGUCUUCCUCGUGUCCCAGGAAAUAACACUGUCAACUGGAUGCAGAGAUCCGUCGUCAAGCAGUACUCGUUCGACGAUCACUACCAGAAGCUCAACGAGCACGACGUCUUCUGGCGCUACAACAACGUCGACGAGAUCGAGGUCAACGACAACACCGGCGCUGAGCUCGUCGGCAACGAGCUGAUGGGCAUGCUCGACGAGUGA
Molecule: messenger RNA, 1023 nt
Organism: Zasmidium cellare ATCC 36951
Lineage: Eukaryota; Fungi; Ascomycota; Dothideomycetes; Mycosphaerellales; Mycosphaerellaceae
Exons: 4
Coding region: 1-1023 (340 amino acids)
Source: RefSeq, a predicted model, not a curated record